Molecule: messenger RNA, 3621 nt
Organism: Chrysemys picta bellii (western painted turtle)
Lineage: Eukaryota; Metazoa; Chordata; Testudines; Emydidae
Product: zinc finger protein 883-like
Biological process (GO): regulation of transcription by RNA polymerase II
Cellular component (GO): nucleoplasm
Molecular function (GO): RNA polymerase II cis-regulatory region sequence-specific DNA binding; DNA-binding transcription repressor activity, RNA polymerase II-specific
Source: RefSeq, a predicted model, not a curated record
GCCUGGCUCGUGCGGGGCCGUUGGAGUCUCUCCCGGAGCCGGAGAAGUUUGUCUCCCGGCUCUGGGCAUGCGCAGGGGUGGGGGCAGUCACGCAUGCGCAGAGGCAGCGCUCACCAGCUGCGGAGCUGCAACCUCCAGGCACGCUGCAGAAUGACGUCCAUGUUUCGCUCCAGCUCAUCCUGUCCUCCCAUGGGAUAGGGAAGAGAAAUGGCUGCUGUGGAACCAGCCCAGAGACCGGUGACCUUCGAGGAGGUGGCUGUGUAGAAGAGUGGGCUCUGCUGGACCUGCUUAGGAGCCCUCUACGGACAAGUCAUGCAGAAGGACUAUGAGAGCGUGACCUCACUGGCAGGUGAUGCAAUGAUAUGUGAGAAAGAGGAGCAGAAUUCUCAGCAGGAAAAUGUUGAGCAAGUGGAUAAACACAGAGCAUUAUUGCAAAGAUUGGAAGAGAAUGUGUCCAGGAGUCAUGAGCAGGGACAAUCCUGUGAGAUUCAGCGCAGACCAGAAAGAGAGCAGGGAAACCAGCCAGGGGAGAAAGUGGGUAAAUGUAUUUCCUGUCGAGGAACUCGGAAAGACCUCAAGGAAACCACAACCCAGCAGGAAAUCCUCAUGGGAAAGAGAAAAAAUCCAUGCACUGAGUGUGGAAAAAACGUAUGUGACUACUCAGCCCUUAUAAAGCAUCAGAGAAUCCACCCAGGAGAGAGGCCAUAUGAAUGCAGUGAGUGUGGGAAAAACUUUACUCGCAGAUCACACCUUAUUACCCAUCAGAGAAUCCACACAGGGGAAAGGCCCUAUAAAUGCAGUGAGUGUGGGAAAAGCUUCACUACCAGCUCAGCCCUUUCUGAACAUCAGAGAAUCCACACAGGGGAGAGACCCUAUGAAUGCAGUGUGUGUGGGAAAACCUUCACUCGCAGCUCGCACCUUACUAGGCAUCAGACAAUCCACACAGGGGAGAGCCCCUAUGAAUGCCGUGAGUGUGGGAAAAGCUUCAGUACCAGCUCAGCCCUUUCUGAACAUCAGCGAAUCCACACAGGGGAGAGGGCCUAUGAAUGCAGUGAGUGUGGGAAAAACUUUACUCACAGAUCAGGCCUUUUUCUACAUCAAAGCAUCCACACAGGGGAGAGGCCCUAUGAAUGCUGUGAGUGUGGGCAAACCUUCAGUCGCAGUUCACACCUUAGUACGCAUCAGAGAAUCCACACAGGAGAGAGGCCCUAUGAAUGCCGUGAGUGUGGGAAAAGAUUCACUACCAGCUCAGCCCUUUCUGAACAUCUGAGAAUCCACACAGGGGAGAGGCCCUAUGAAUGCCAUGAGUGCGGGAAAAGCUUCACUGUCAGCUCAUCCCUUUCUGAACAUCAGAGAAUCCACACAGGGGAGAAGCCCUAUGAAUGCAGUGAGUGUGGGAAAACCUUCAGUCGCAGCUCGUACCUUUUUCAACAUCAGAGAAUCCACACUGGUGAGAGGCCCUAUAAAUGCACUGAGUGUGGGAAAAAAUUCACUACCAGCUCAGCUCUUUCUGAUCAUCAGAAAAUCCACACCAGUGUGAGACCCUAUAAAUGUACUGAGUGUGGGAAAACCUUCAAUCACAGAUCAACCCUUAUUAGACAUCAGAGAAUCCACACAGGGGAAAGGCCCUAUGAAUGCAGUGAGUGUGGGAAAACCUUCAUAAACAGUUCGAACCUUAUUAGGCAUCAGAGAAUCCACACAGGAGAGAGGCCCUAUCAAUGCAGUGAGUGUGGGAAACACUUCACUACCAACUCAGCCCUUUUUCAACAUCAAAGAAACCACACAGGCGAGAGGACCUAUAAAUGCAGUGAGUGUGGGGAAAGCUUCACUACCAGCUCAGCCCUUUCUGAACAUCAGAGAAUCCACACAGGGGAGAGGCCCUAUGAAUGCAGCGAGCAUGAGAAUACCUUCUCUUGGCACUCAGCCCAUGUUAGGCAUCAGAGAAUCUGCAAGGGAGAUCAACACCAUAAAAACCUCUAGGGCUAUCUAUACUUUUUUCUUUAAUACUUUUCCUGAUUCCCACAUACUAACUUUUAAAGCUGUUUGAACUGUUUGCUGCACAGUUAUCCCUCAGCUUGUCCAGAUGAGUGGUGCAUUUUUGCCUUUUGCCAUUCACCCUCUUUUGAAGUUGACCUAUUUGUCCUUUCUGUCAACUCCAUUGUCCCGUGACUAUUUCAAGUGUGCCCUUCCUAUCCGGAACAAGGGAGCAUCACAUUUAUACCAUUCCUUCUAUUGCAAAGUUAUUGUUAGUCACCAAUGAUACAGAUUGUAUCAUUUCCAGUUGUUCUCACAUUGCUCUGGGUUGUGCUGAAGAGCAGUUAUAUUGGGAACUUUUCAAAUUAUAUUUAAAUGAAGAGGAGCGGGGCAGGGGGAAAAGGGGUCAUUUUGGCCUCUGUGACACUGGAAGGGGAUGGGAUGACUCAGAGAUUACCUCCUUCCCCAUCACUGCAGAACUGAUACCUUUUGUCUGAGCCAUACACCGUUUAUCUUCAUUACAUUCUACCCCUCCACUUCUCAAAGUGUCAUGUGAGGAACAGUUUUCAGCUGUUUGUGCUUGGAGAUGUUGUUUUGACUUCUUUAAUCCUAAAUCAGAGUCAUUGUGACUGCAGAUGAAAGUGUGAAAGACCUGGAAAGGGAAUUCAAAUGGAUCCCAAACACAGUGUGAUCAUUUGGAGUUAAAAUCGCAGGUUCUAUCUGUUGGUAAAGCCACUUCUGGCAAGGUGGCUGUCACCUCACUCCCCACCCCCAUUAUUUGGAUGCUAGGAUAGUAUAAAUGUUGCAAAUAACAUAACUGAUUAUUGAGACAGUGCUGAGUGAAGUAUGUUUGAAUGAAUCAGAGGAGAAUGUGAUGGGAGAAUCUCUUGUCCCAAUUCUGAAUAAUCAGAUGUAACCUGCUCUGGAAUUUGACUUGACACUUUCAUUGUCAUGUAUUCUAUCUCUCUGUGUUGUGGAUUUCUAUCUUUCCUGAAGGCUGUUUCGUCACCCAAUUGGAUAUUAGUUCUGUUUGAUAGAAUGUAGCUCAGAUUUAUUGGAGAAUUUAAGAGAAAUGACCAUUUACUAAACUCAUCAUUUCUCACUUCAGCUUUGCUUUUCCUCCAUCCCUCCAUGAUGACAUGGGGAAAGUUCAAGUGCAGUUCUGUCAACGGAGAGAACUCUCCAAUUUACUGGACAUGCUAACAAAGAAACAGCAGUGAUUUAAAAUCUCCACUCGGAAAUGGUGAACAACAGCAGAACCCCAGCUAAUUGGAGGAAGUGCAUAUGAUCACAGAGUAGUUCAAUUGUUGAAGUCAAUAUUGUCUCAGAUUAUCCAGGGAGAGAAUUCCACAUUAGGUGAUUUUGAAGUGGGCAAAAUGCACAUGUAUUUGGUUCCUAAAGCAUGUGUAACCCAUGCCCUAGAGAAGACUUUUCCUAGUUAACCCUAUAUUAUGGGAGAUGCUGCCCUUCACGACACAGAUGUUGAGGAAAUAGAAGUGCGGGUUUAGUUGAAUUUAUCCUGUGUAGGUGCUAAAAAUGUGCAUAAAAUGAAAUCAGUGUUGUAAGUCUAAUAGUUGCAGAAAAAUAGCUAUUUUCACACCCCUGAGCCAAUGUAGUUAUACCAAUAAAUGUCUUUAGUGUAGACCA